Messenger RNA from Serpula lacrymans var. lacrymans S7.9, 486 nucleotides. RefSeq lists its product as uncharacterized. The transcript has a single exon. The record is from RefSeq and is a predicted model, not a curated record. NCBI's taxonomy places the organism in Eukaryota, Fungi, Basidiomycota, Agaricomycetes, Boletales, Serpulaceae. The annotation marks the transcript as partial.
CGAUUCUAUACGACGUCGUUCGAAGAGUGUUCCGAUCACCCCUAGAGAUGAAAACCGCCUUCUUCGACUCCGCCAAGAUCCUUCAGUCGCUAGCUUGUUGAAUGUAUACGAUGAACAUGGAUGCCUUGAUUCGAAGGUGUUCUCGAAUACUCCACCAUCCCCGGCCCAUGAAGGGCGCGCACAAACUCGCCGCCGUAGAUCUACUUUGCGCCAACUCCUGGGGCGUCCAGGUUGCCAAGUCCUUGGCGCUGCUGAAGGCGAUAUAUCAUGGGCAGAAAAAUUUCUUGAGUGCGUACAAGACUAUGCAUUUGCCCGUCGUAUCACUCACGUCCUCUCAUUAGCGAAGCAGAGGAUACCCCCUCCGAGUCGUCGUCUCAAGGGCUCGAAACACCAAAAGACUUUCUUUUCAAUAACGAUCAUUUUAACCACGUCCACAACACUACGUUCUCUACCACCUGCGAUACCUCUGAAAACAUGAACCAUCCU